AUGGCCCCGACGACGACAGGCGAGGAGAACGAAAACACAAACACAAACCGCAACGCAUGGCGACCCUCGAAGUCUCGUCUCCGCUACCAGGUUCUCCAGCAACGCGAGAAUUUCGAGCACUGGGCCGAAUGGCGCGACGAUAUUGUCCAUCACGAGCGUGAACAGGAUCGUUUGGCUGCUGCUAAGCGUGAACGCGCGCUGCGUGAUCGUAUGCCGAAACAUGCUCAUAAAGCCUCUGUUGAAUUUCCUCAGGGACUUGGACAUGGGAUGAUGGGUCGAGCGUGGCAGAUUCUUGGUAUGCAGAAUCAGAAUCAUCGGAAGAAUGGUUCGGUGAGUAUGCCUGCCGCGGAUGGGUUGGAGAUUGUGUCCUCGGACUAG
This is a messenger RNA of Penicillium cosmopolitanum, 378 nucleotides long. RefSeq lists its product as uncharacterized. The record is from RefSeq and is a predicted model, not a curated record. Bases 1 to 378 code for a protein of 125 amino acids. Lineage: Eukaryota; Fungi; Ascomycota; Eurotiomycetes; Eurotiales; Aspergillaceae. The transcript has a single exon.